AUGCUCGUCGGUAAGAUGGGAGAACUGAAGAAGCUAGUUGAAGAGGGUAAGAUAAAGUACAUAGGUCUGUCUGCGGCCUCUGCUUCAACAAUCAGAAGAGCACAUGCAGUUCAUCCCAUAACAUCUGUGCAGUUGGAGUGGUCCUUGUGGUCAAGAGAUGUAGAAGAAGACAUAGUUCCAACUUGCAGAGAACUUGGCAUUGGGAUCGUUGCAUAUAGCUCUCUAGGACGUGGAUUCCUUUCUUCAGGGGCCAAGAUGGUCGAGAACUUAUCAGACAAUGACUUGAGAAAGGUUUAUGCGUGUUUCAUAUUGCAGAACCUACCAAGGUUCCAGCCGGAGAAUCUUGAGCAUAAUAAAAUCCUUUAUGAGCGGGUUAGUGAAAUUGCGACAAGGAAGGGGUGCACUCCAUCACAACUAGCACUGGCCUGGGUCCAUCACCAGGGGGAUGAUGUGUGUCCCUCUCCGGGAACUACCAAGAUUGAAAACCUCAACCAAAACAUUGGGGCUUUGUUGGAGAAACCAACUCCAGAAGAAAUGGCUGAACUAGAAUCCAUUGCUUCAGCAGAUGCGGUUAAGGGUGACAGAUACCAGAGCAUCACAUUGACCUGGAAGACCUCUGACACUCCACCCCUUGCUUCCUGGAAGGCUUGAAAGAGACAUGACCCUUGCAGCACUAUAAUGAUAAC
Vitis vinifera (wine grape) is the source of this 686-nucleotide messenger RNA. RefSeq names its product probable aldo-keto reductase 5. Gene Ontology annotation, cellular component: cytoplasm. The transcript is spliced from 3 exons. The record is from RefSeq and is a predicted model, not a curated record. The coding region runs from base 1 to 651 and encodes 216 amino acids. NCBI's taxonomy places the organism in Eukaryota, Viridiplantae, Streptophyta, Magnoliopsida, Vitales, Vitaceae.